AUGGGAACGUUUCCAUCCUCAUUUAGAAAGAAUUACAUCUUGGUAGAAGUGGAUUAUGUGUCAAAGUGGGUGGAAGCGGCGACAUUGCCCACUAAUGAUUCCAGAGUUGUAGUGAAUUUUGUGAAGAAUAAUGUUUUCUCAAGAUUUGGAGUGCCGAGAGAACUUAUCAAUGAUGAAGGUACCCAUUUCUUAAACAAACUGAUGGAAAAUCUGCUAAAGAAGUACAAUGUUAAGCACAAGAUUGCCACCACGUAUCAUCCUCAAACUGAUGCAACAGUUAAUGUUGCAAUUUCCUCCGCCGUAGUGAGGCUUUGUGAGUCCCCUCUCUAUCUUAGAUUUAAACAUUACGGUCAAUGUUUGGUUCAAAUCGAGGGUAUUUAUGCCGGAUGA
This is a messenger RNA of Lathyrus oleraceus (garden pea), 390 nucleotides long. RefSeq lists its product as uncharacterized. Lineage: Eukaryota; Viridiplantae; Streptophyta; Magnoliopsida; Fabales; Fabaceae. Gene Ontology annotation, molecular function: nucleic acid binding. The transcript is spliced from 2 exons. The record is from RefSeq and is a predicted model, not a curated record. Gene Ontology annotation, biological process: DNA integration. Bases 1 to 390 code for a protein of 129 amino acids.